GGCUGCUGUCUCUCCCAUCCCCAGGGCUCCAACGUCCCCUACCCGGGUCCGACCAACACGGGCUCCACGAGAGCUAUCAAUCCCGCGCCCGCCUCCCUCUCCCGCGAUGGCUCCCCUGCCGAGACGACGCAGACCUCCUCGGGUCGCCGUCGCCGCCACCACUCCAGCAUGCCCCUCGACAAGCACAUCAACAAGGCUCUUCGCCGCCACGUCUGGACUUCAAAGGGUCGCGCCUGGACCCGCGUCGCCUUGGACCGCGAACGAAUAGAUUUCUUCGACACCCGCGUCACCGGACGCCCAGAGGUCUGGCAGUCGCUGCGCGCCGCCCUCGAGGUCGUUUGGGACCCCGUUGGCCAGGGUGCCGCAGACGACGGCACUGGUGGUCUUGCAACAGCGCAAGGCAUCCUCGAUGCGGCAGAGAUCACUCUCCCCACGGGCGAUCUUGCUCAGGGCGCCUACGAUCAGCUGGGCAACUAUUAUCCCCUGUCUGAGUGGCUUGUCGCCGAUCCGACUAAUUUGGUUGAGGACGAUGCCACCAUAGACGGUGCCGACGAGGCGCUCUCGACGGGAGAUUUCAAGGACGACCUUGCGGGAGGAGAAGAGACCACGGAGGAGCUGGAUGAGGACGACAACAUCCGCCGGAGGGAGGAGAAGGGUAAGGCCGUUGUCGACGCCCGGGACCAGCUCUCCCUCCUAGCUCGUCUGAGCGAGACUGCGCGCGAUGUCACUGUCAGCAUCGCCAAGAGCGAUAGCGUCAGGACCGUUGCUCGCAAGAUCCAGGAGCAGUCAGGACUUGCCACCACCAAAAAGGUCCGCGUCGCCUAUAUGGGCAAGAUCCUUAAGGACAAUCUUCCACUCACCGAGCAGGGCUGGAAGGAGGGCCAUGUGGUCAACGCCCUCGUCUUCGACAGAUAG
This is a messenger RNA of Colletotrichum orchidophilum, 915 nucleotides long. Its product is annotated as ubiquitin domain-containing protein. The transcript is spliced from 2 exons. Gene Ontology annotation, molecular function: protein binding. Lineage: Eukaryota; Fungi; Ascomycota; Sordariomycetes; Glomerellales; Glomerellaceae. The annotation marks the transcript as partial. The record is from RefSeq and is a predicted model, not a curated record.